Messenger RNA from Aspergillus uvarum CBS 121591, 1263 nucleotides. Its product is annotated as FAD-dependent oxidoreductase. Gene Ontology annotation, molecular function: monooxygenase activity; FAD binding. The record is from RefSeq and is a predicted model, not a curated record. Bases 1 to 1263 code for a protein of 420 amino acids. Lineage: Eukaryota; Fungi; Ascomycota; Eurotiomycetes; Eurotiales; Aspergillaceae. The transcript has 2 exons.
AUGCCUGUAAUCAAGAAGGCCAUAAUCAUCGGCGCGGGCCCGGCUGGCCUUGCUGCUGCACUCAAAUUGCAUCGAGAGAACAAAAUCCAUGUUACAGUAUACGAGCUACGACCUGAGCCAACUACGAUUGGUGGGGCCAUAGGCAUAUUUGCCAACGGCUUGCGUCUACUUCAUCGAUUGGGUCUGCACGACGCCCUCCUUGCCCGCGGCUCUUCCGUUGACAGAUAUCAUCUGCAAUCACUGCAAAACGGCAGCAUCGGUAGCACUGAUAUCUCAGCCUGGGCGGCGGAAAGGACCGGCUUUGGAUAUCUGCGCAUUCUCCGGCGAGACCUACAGAGCGUGUUAUUGGACGGCGUCCAUGCGGAGCAGAUUCCGGUCCGUUUCGACAAACGACUGACCUCGAUCACGGAGGAUGCAUCCAGCGUGACGGUAACCUUCUCCGACGGCUCGACCGAGACAGCCGACAUACUGAUUGGAUGUGAUGGCAUCCAUUCCAGCGUGAGACGGUUGCACGUGGACCCGCCCAUGAAGCCCGAAUACUCCGGAAUUGCGGGUAGCGGUUCGAUUAUCUCGACGGCUGGUCUACCGGAGAAGCUUAAAACGUCGGCCAACAUCAUUCCCACCACCGUGGGGUUUAUGGCGACAUUUCCGUGUAGUGCGUCUGGGGACCAGCUUUUCUGGCUGUUCUCGCGGGAGACGCCCAUUCCAUAUUCUGAGUCCGGUAACGAGCGGGACGGGUGGGAAGAGCGACGUCAACAAGAGAUGGAGAUGUUCAAGGCCACAAUCAGAGCAGUGUCGAAGCCAGCUCGAGGCGAAUGGCGAGGGAUCCUGGCUGAGUUGGUGGACCGCAUGAAGUUUAUCGGAUUCUAUCCAGUCUUCCGACUCCCGCUGGGUGGGAAAUGGUAUACAUCUCGGACAAUCCUGCUAGGGGACGCAGCGCAUGCAAUGCAGCCUCACGCAGGGCAAGGAGUAUCCAUGGCAUUGGAAGAUGUAUUCUUGCUCUCACGGGUACUGCGAGAGCAGGACUGGAGCUUGGACGACGCGUUUGCCCGAUACGAAGCAAUCCGUCGACCGCGGGUCAACGAGAUCUAUCAACUGGCGGCCAGAAAUGGGCAAGGCCGGAGAGCCAUGAACCCUUGGGCGUUGUGGCUGAAAGAAAACGUUAUGUGGGCUAGUUUGAGCCUGUAUCGUAUUCUGGGGUUGGAGUCGUGGGGCUUGAGCCAGAAACACCUCGUUUACGACGUUGAUGCGGUGGAGCUCUGA